Serendipita indica DSM 11827 is the source of this 633-nucleotide messenger RNA. The record is from the annotation of a GenBank genome assembly. Lineage: Eukaryota; Fungi; Basidiomycota; Agaricomycetes; Sebacinales; Serendipitaceae.
AUGUCUUCCAAACAAAUCAUUGUUGUAUUCACCGCUACUGGAAGAACAGGUGGUGGCAUGAUCAAUGCCAUCCUCAAGGACGGUCAGUUCGCUGCUCGCGCAGUGACAAGGAAUCCAGAGAGCGAUGCUGCCAAGGCUCUCGCGGCGAAAGGUGUUCAAGUCGUCAAGGGUGACCUUUCCGAGCCAGCAAGUAUCGAAGCUGCUCUCAGUGGUGCAUACGGUGUCUUUGGUGUCACCGACUAUUACAAGGUCACCCACUUUGAAACCAAGGCCGACGUCGACGACUAUCUCAAGGAGAGCGGAGUUCCACGCACGUCGCUGUAUACUUCGUUCUUCCUCGAGAAUAUUCGGUUCCCUCAAAUGAUCAAAAUCAACCGCAGUGCAGAUGGAACAGUCAUUCUCGACGUGCCAUUCAAGACAGACGGUCAAAUUCCUAUGAUCUUUGCAGGCGACAUUGGCAAGGCUGCCCUCGUCGCUUUCAAGAAUCCUCAGCAAUGGAUCGGCAAGGAUUUCAAGAUUGUUACUGAGUGGGCAACUCCUCGUGAUAUCGCCAAGACCAUCGAGUCGGAACUCGGGGAGAAAGUGACCAUCAACGAGGUUGACGAUGCGCAGUGGAAAGCGAGCAGGGCAUAG